AUACAUUCCUUUAGAUCCCAAGGUGCAGAUACCAUUUCGUUGAAGAAGAUGGAAAUGGAUGAAGUAGACAAUCCCGAGGAUUCAACAGAGCACCGAUCUACAAAGGAAAACAAAACCCACGAGUUCGACGACCUUCUCAAAAUAACUGGUGGUUUCGGUCGUUACCAAAUGGUCCUUUAUGCUUUCAUGUGCCUGGUUUCUAUUCCAACUGGCGCUCAGCUCUUAGUUCAGGUGUUUUACGGUGCUUCGCCACCCUUCAUCUGCGUUUCAAUGGCGGUAAAUGACACAUGUGCUUCUGGUUGCUGCUCAAGUUGCCAUGAAUACGAAUUCAGCGGUCCUUUUACCAGCGCUGUCUCUCAAUGGAAUUUAAUCUGUGACCGCCGACACCUGAAGGCGAUGACUCAAGCUGUCUUUAUGGCUGGUCUGUUCGUUGGUGCAAUCACAUUUGGUAGCAUCUCGGAUAACUUUGGAAGGAAGUUCUCAUUCUUUUUGAGCGUUGGAGUCCUGGCUGCCUUCGCUGUGGCGUCAGCUGUCGCCGACUGUCUGUCGUUGUUCUCUCUAUUUCGCUUCUUUGCCGGGACUGGCACCGUUGGUUGUUUAUUGGUGCGGUUCGUGUACUGUGUCGAAAUGGUCGUCACCGCUCAUCGCUCCUACAUAGGCAUGGUCAACUUUCUCUUUCUCAGUGUUGGUGGAUGUUUUCUCGCCUUACUUGCUUAUUUGAUACCAAACUGGCGAUACGUCAUGCUAGCAGUGUCGUUACCUAGCUUCCUUCCCCUCGUUGCUUGGUGGUGGAUACCUCGCUCUCCCCGGUGGCUGAUUGCCAAUAACCACCUUGACGAGGCUCACGAUGUGUUGAUGAAAUACGCUAAGUACAACCACGUCAUUGUAGAUUCUAAACAGUUAAAACACGUGAUUCAAGAAGUCAGAAAGAACGAUGCAAGAAAGUUUGAAGACGAGAAAUACGGAAUUCUUGACACGGUGAAAACUCCCAAGUUACGGAAACGAACUUUAAUUAUGUUUUUCAACUGGUGUGUAAACGCCCUGGUUUUCUACGGCAUCAACUACAACAUUAGGAAUCUGGCUGGAAAUAUGUACCUGAACUUUUUUCUUCUCCUUGUGGUAGACUUUCCAUCCACUGCACUAUGCUGUUAUUGCUUACAAAGGUUUGGUCGACGUUUGACGUACUCUUCGUACAUGACGCUUGCUGGGGUGUCCUGCCUGUUGGCUCUGGCAUUACCAAGCGGUAAAGAAUACCAAGUUGCCGUCAUCGUCCUUGUGAUGUUCGCAAAAUUUUUCGUCGUUUCCACGUUCAAGUCUGUGUAUCUAUACACAGCGGAGCUGUAUCCGACAGUGAUAAGAAACAAUGGCGUUGGACUGUGUUCGAUGAUUGCCAGGAUUGGUGGAAUAGUUGCUCCAUAUAUCGUUUUGCUGGCUGACCUUCCCAAUCUGAGAAAAACUUUCCCCUUGUUGAUAUUUGGAGCCUUGUCUGUGGCUUCUGGUUUAAUGGCAUUCUGGUUACCAGAAACUGUAACAAGUGAAAUGCCACAGACCGUGGAACAAGCGGAGGCAUGGAAAGAGGAUUACAAGAUUUACUGCUGUCGAAGGCCGAGAAUCCAGGCUCCUCCCGGGCAAGUGGUGAAAGAUGAAGAUACAGCAUUGGCGUAGUUCAUUGUGUAAAUGGAGAAAGCUAAACAACAUUAUGUACCAUGUUACUAACACAAACUGUUGGCAGUUAGUGGUCUCACACAGCCACAACUCAUGCCUUGCAUUUGUUAUUCCAGUAAUUUGUCACUUUUAAUCCUCCUCGUGUUCAAAGAGACAACAAUUUAGUAUUUUCUUACGUUUAAGAUUUGAUGUAAAUGUCGCCUAAUUACGAGAGACCUUCGAUAAAAAUUAAGUUGACGCUUUAACAAGACUGUCUUGUCGAACUACAUUAAUGACGCGAUGUGACUUUCUCCUGACGACUCCCUGAAAUUGUCUUAAGCGUAAAUGUAAUCAACUUGAAUAAAAACAUGUACUUAGAAGUGUUGGAGCGGAAAAUUAUCAGUAAUAACAUGGUACCGGUCGAUAUCACCAGUCCAGACAGGAUUUAUUUUACAUGCACCAGUGAACAUUUUUUGCCUCGACACUGGGAUGG
Molecule: messenger RNA, 2137 nt
Organism: Stylophora pistillata
Lineage: Eukaryota; Metazoa; Cnidaria; Anthozoa; Scleractinia; Pocilloporidae
Product: organic cation transporter protein
Biological process (GO): transmembrane transport
Cellular component (GO): membrane
Molecular function (GO): transmembrane transporter activity
Source: RefSeq, a predicted model, not a curated record